Penicillium argentinense is the source of this 1014-nucleotide messenger RNA. RefSeq lists its product as uncharacterized. The transcript is spliced from 5 exons. NCBI's taxonomy places the organism in Eukaryota, Fungi, Ascomycota, Eurotiomycetes, Eurotiales, Aspergillaceae. Bases 1 to 1014 code for a protein of 337 amino acids. The record is from RefSeq and is a predicted model, not a curated record.
AUGGCUCGGAUUUUCCUCACUGGUGCCUCGGGCUACAUUGGCGGGGAUGUUCUCCACCUCCUAAAGAAGACACAUCCAGAAUAUGAAUGCAGUGUUUUGCUGCGGGAUAGCGGGAAGGCCGCUGCUAUAUCAAAGGUCUUCCCUGAUGUCCGUAUUGUGCUGGGUGAUCUGGAUGCUGCGUCGUUGAUUGAGGAAGAAGCCUCGAAGGCGGAUGUCAUUAUCAAUGCUGCUAGUAAUAAAAACAUGACCUGCGUCGAGGCUAUUGCCCGCGGACUUUCCAAGCGCGAUGACCCCAAGCCAGGACAUUGGAUCCAAGUAUCAGGCGCAAGUGUGAUUUCCGUCCCAGAUAUUCUGAACGGCACCUUUGGUGAGGCCGCUGGUAAAGUCUACGGGGACAUGGACAACGCCGAAGAAGUCCGUGAGAUCAUUCGCAAGAAUUCCGGUAUGCGGGUUGUAGACAACUACCUCCUCAACAAUGUCAAGGGUCCCAAGACUGCCCUGAUUUUCCCGCCUAUAAUCUACGGCGAGGGCAGGGGCGUCAUCAAGCAGCGCAGUGUCCAGAUUCCCGAGUUAUCGCGUGUGGCGAUUGAGACGCGACAGGUCGUUCAGGUGGGCAAGGGCGAGAGCACCUGGAGCAACAUCCAUAUUUCCGACCUCAGCGAUCUGUUUGUGAAGCUUGUCGAGAAGGCUGUUCAGGGUACCGAGGGUGAUCUGUGGAAUCAGAACGGUCUUUACUUUGUUGGCAAUGGCAUGAUGUCGUUUGGCAAGAUUUCGCAGCUCGUCGCGGAUGCUACACACAGGCUUGGCCUGACUGACUCGACAGCUGUCAAGAGCCUCAGUGUUGACGAGGCUGAUAAGCUAUGGGCACCCGCCCGAGUCUUCUGGGGUACCAACGCGCGCAUGGAGGGGCAGCGAGCCUCACGUUUUCUGGGAUGGUCUCCGAAGCAGCACCCAGUUGAGCAGGAGAUUCCGACGACCGUUAAGGUGGAGGCGACGCGACUGGGCAAGUUAUAA